UCACGCCAGCGUGUUUCUCAGGUUCGCCUUCGCAUCUCACCAGCUGCACACGAGCUACGGUCACCAGCUAGUUUUGUGUCCGAUUAUCAGUAGCUCAUCUGGAGACUCGCUGGCACUGGAUUGCCUUCAUGAAUCCCGACGAAAGCCUCGCCUCGUACUUUGACCGCAGUGCCAAGAUUGUCCAUGCGUAUGCUGACCGCAUUGAGCAUGGGUGUGCACGGCCGGCACUGAAAACUGCGAACGAGCUCUUGAAUGAGCAUCCCAUUCCAUUUGUAUUCUUCCUGUUCUUUGCUCUGCUUAGCAUCUUUCCAGUUUUGCUCUUCCUCGGCUGCUCUGUUAUAGUCACUCUGUCCUUUGUAUUGUUUGCACUAAGCUCGGCCAUACUGGCGUCGGGUAUCUUCAUUUUCACGUUUGCAUGCAUUUUGAUCUUCGUCCUCUUCAUAAACGUCUGCAUUGCUGCCCUCCCUACCAUUGCCUUAUUCUCGGCAUACUCUGUCAUCAGAUUCUUCGUUUUGACUCGAUCCAGUGGAAGAGCGGGUGCUGCGGAAUGGAUCGAUGAAACCAAAACCUUUUUUCUCAAUUCGGGAUCUAAAAAGCCGCCGGUAAAGGAAGAUGAUGAUACGACGUCAAAUGCGUCCGCUGGAUCCAUAGUCGUAGUUGAUAACAAGGAACACGAAAACGUGGCGACUAGCUCCAAUCCAGAGAAGUCCGACAACGGUGUCACGGUAAAGGAGGAGGAUUGAUUUUGCCGCAGGCUCUUUGUAACGAAAAGGUUCGGAAUUUUUAAAUUACAAUCAACAUGUAUGGGUUAAUAGGAUUACAACACGUGUAGUAUCAUCAUCAAUGUCAGCAUCGGAAUUGGGACGAAGACUCGGGCUAUACUACCCAUUGCUGACCAAGCUCUGGUCGUAAUCCCGAACAAUGGCAGCAUUGCGAGACUCGAGUGAAAGUUUCAUCAUGGGAAGCCAUCCCUGACCUAUACUACUCAUGAUGUGGGUUUUGAAUCGAAUAAAG
This is a messenger RNA of Desarmillaria tabescens, 1014 nucleotides long. RefSeq lists its product as uncharacterized. The record is from RefSeq and is a predicted model, not a curated record. NCBI's taxonomy places the organism in Eukaryota, Fungi, Basidiomycota, Agaricomycetes, Agaricales, Physalacriaceae. The coding region runs from base 129 to 743 and encodes 204 amino acids. The transcript has 5 exons.